GCUCGUGAUCCUGGUCUAUGAUGUGAGCAGGUUGCAUGACGCCAGACCUGCUCAAGUUAGACACUGUAGUAGUGAUCAGAUAUAUAGAUAUUUAUAUCGUGCCGUUUCACUAACCCCUGUCUGUCUGCGCCUCAGCUGGGGAACAAUAGGGCAUAUCAAUUCCUCCGUUCCCGAGUUGUCAGAUUCGUCGUUGUGAGCAGGCUGCAUAAAACCGCCUUAGCCGGUCCGAAGAAACUGGCAUCGUUCAUCACCAAUUUCAUCAUCACCGCAAUUCCAACGUCCGCUAGAAUCAUGAUUAGUACCUAUCAGCCUGCAAAUUCAACAGCGCCACGCGUCCAACUCGCGUCGAUGCCACAAUUGGCUGAGGCGAUAAGCAGGGAAGACGACUGGACCGGGACCAAGGAUGCCGCAGCACGCAGACGGGCACAGACUAGACUCAACACAAGGGCAUACCGAAAACGCAAAGCUCUAGCAAAGAAGGCCGAAGCAUCCAGUGCCGCAACUGGGACGCUGGUCAAAUUAGAAGCGCUAGUGGAAUGCUGGGACGUUGAGCAGCAAUCCCUCUCCGUCGUCCCAGCAUCCCGUGUCAAGCAAUUAUACAAUGCGAGAAAUCCCUUGCUGCCAGAUAAACCCAGAAAAGAGCAGUUCAGCAUCGUCUUCCCCCUCUGUCCAGACCACCUCAUCACGCUCCUCCAAUUCAACGCCCUCCGCGCUCUGGCCGUCAACCGCACUCUGAUCUCGGGCAUCCUCGUCACGCCGCUCGACUGCGACGAGGAAGUGACCCACGUCAUCCCCUACCCUGCCAAGCCCGAACUGCUCCCUUCGACACUCCUGCCCACCACCCUCCAGCAGACGGUGCCGCACGGCGACUGGAUCGACCUGUUCCCGUGUCCCGAGGGACGAGACCGCCUGAUCCGGGCCGCCGGCACCUUCGACGAGGACGAGCUGUGGGCCGACUGCAUCGGCGGGCUGUACGAGGGCUUCCCCGACGAUGAGAUCGAGCGGCGCGGCAUCAUUGCGUGGUCGCCGCCCUGGGACAUCACCGGGUGGGAGAUGUCGGAGGGGUUUCUGAGGAAAUGGGGGUGGCUGUUUAAAGGGCUGCCCGGGGCGUUAGAGGCGACGAAUCGGUGGCGGAGGGAGAGAUGCGAGGAGCCGUUUGUUCAUGAUGACUGCACGUCGCAGGCAACUGUGUGACCUUUGUGUUUCCCGGCCGCUUCUUCAGGGGAUGGAUGACGGCUUGUCAGGCAGGAAGUCGUUGCUGCGGAAAAUCGAGCGUCCGACUGCCUAUUUCUAAACAUCAAGAUUCCGCGGGAUAAAAAAUCAUGUUACGUAGAUCGGGAGAGCUACGUAAGCACUGAGAUUGCUCUGCUGUGGGAGCAAUAGAAGAUGGGAUGAAGACGUUGAAUUAACU
This is a messenger RNA of Durotheca rogersii, 1411 nucleotides long. RefSeq lists its product as uncharacterized. Bases 292 to 1194 code for a protein of 300 amino acids. The transcript has 3 exons. NCBI's taxonomy places the organism in Eukaryota, Fungi, Ascomycota, Sordariomycetes, Xylariales, Xylariaceae. The record is from RefSeq and is a predicted model, not a curated record.